Messenger RNA from Carlito syrichta (Philippine tarsier), 2029 nucleotides. It is a transcript of the gene MACROD2, whose product is annotated as MACRO domain containing 2. The record is from RefSeq and is a predicted model, not a curated record. The transcript is spliced from 8 exons. Lineage: Eukaryota; Metazoa; Chordata; Mammalia; Primates; Tarsiidae. Bases 117 to 578 code for a protein of 153 amino acids.
UGGAACCAAAAGGCCUCUCUCCACCCCAGAAGAAGAGCAAAGCAAAGAAGCCAGAAUGUUCUAAAGACUCUAGUGAAGAUGAGAACGGUCCAGAGGAAAAGCAGAGUGUGGAAGAAAUGGAAGGGCAGAGCCAAGAAGCAGAGUCUGCAAAGGAUGACAAUGAAAGUACAAAAGACAAUGAAGUAACAGAUUGUUCUGUGUGUGACCAAGAUCAUCCCAAUGGACAAGACAAUGACUCAACAGAGAAUGAAAUAAAAAUUGAGACAGAGUCCCAGAGCUCAUAUAUGGAAACAGAAGAACUUUCACCAAACCAAGAAGAUGCCGUGGUUGUAGAACAACCAGAAGUGAUUCCACUAACAGAUGACCAAGAAGAAAAAGAAGGUGAAACAGCUCCAGAUGAGGACACACCUAGAGUGUCUGGGAAAAGCGAAGACUCCAGUGACAUAGAAAUUACUACAGGUCCUGAUGUUGAAAUGAAUACUCAGGUGGACAGUGUAAAUGACCCAACAGAGAGUCAACAAGAUCAAUUCAUAGGGGUACAAGAUGAAGUGGAGGAACAAAGAAAUGGAACUAAAUGACAGUCCUCGGCAUUGCAAGGCCUCUCCAGGCCCUGGGGGAGCUCUGGAAGUUAGCAACUCGAGCUGUGGAGGAGGGUGGGGGUGGGGGAGGCAAGUCCCAUUAAAAGACGGGGAAUCCUUUUCUCUUAUUUCUCCUGCUGCAUUUUGUUCUGUUUACCUGCAGAAAAAGAAAGAAAAAAAAAAAAGAAAAAAGUUUCCUUUAGUUUGAUGGAAGGACCCAUGUUAACACACAUCAUUCAGGCACUGUCCUUGUAAUUUCUGUCUUUUUCUCACAACUUAGCCCCGGGGUCACAGUGGAUCUUUGAACACUCGCACAUGUAUCCUGGCCCCUGUCUGCUUUCUUGGUUAUUUCACAAAGCUGGUUGGUUGUACAGUGGUUACUUCAAGGAAAGAGAAGGAAGAUGUUUAUUUGAUAAGCUACAAGCUAAAUUUUAGGAAUCACCAAACCCAAUUCCCAGACAAAGGAGGCAGAAUUGAAAAUGGGCAAAAGCCUUCAAAGCCACUUGGAAAAGAUCUGGACAAUGAGUAGGAAAUAUUUUAUUCAGGGAUCCCCAAGGUACACUUUGUUCCAUGUGGCUAAUGAGGAAUGUGGAAGCUGGAUUUAAUCUAGAGCAGAGUGCAGAGGCAUAGCAAGGCCAUGGGGUCUCUUCCUUCCUGGCCCAGGAUGGCAGGUGCGUCCUUCUGGGACAUGGACUUUCAGCAGAGCUUCCUUGGUUUAUGAUGUCUAUACCAUGUGCUUCAGUGUGGAGCCCACCAGUGAGGGUAACUCUUUGCUGCCUUAUUGUAAGGGUUGGCCCUUUGCUAGGCAUUGGAGUUAAGAGCUAAGGGAAGGGACCACUACAUGUGGGACCCAAUAUCAAAAAUUCCACUUGAAAUCUAUUUGUUUUUAGUAAAAGAACAUUCUGUCUUUACCCAAAAUUUGAUGGCCUACACAGCAGAGUCUCAUUUGAAGUUAGGGGCAAUUAAAGCUUUUGCUUGUAAUUCUGGCUUUCUAGUCAAUGUUUAAAGAGUGAUUCAUUCAUGCAAAGUCCAAAGGUGACUUGAUGGCUGGUCCUCUCAUACAGAAAACCAUUGAGUACAGCCAUGAAGGAAAGCAGCAGUACUAACAACCCAAGAUACCAGUGACACAGUGGGCACAAGGGAAACUGGCCCAGAAGAGAUCAGGUGUCAUCACAAAUGUCUAUCCCAGAGUCAACAUAAGGUGAAAUAGCUGCUUCCCACCGCCUCUCUAUGUUCCAUUGUUUGUGAUGGCCAUUCCAUUGUUUUUGGUGGAAACGUAUCAUUUAUUACAUAUCUUCCUCAUAAGGGCCUUAAAUUACAAGUUACUUAUAUUGUUUUUCUUAAUAGAGGAAGAAAAAUAGUAGAUCCAGUUGAGUAGUAUUUCUAAAAUCAAAGGAUGUUCUGCUUUCUAAAUAUCCCACCAUACUCUUCAGUUUUGUCUUCUUUGAAAA